AUGCUCCGCUCCACCAAAGGCGCCUCCAAGGCGCGCCGGGACCAGAUCAACGCCCAGAUCCGCGCCCUGCGCGACCUCCUCCCGCUGCCCGACGGCGACCGGCCGCGCCUCUCGUACCUGCACGUCAUGGCCCUCGCCUGCAUCUACACCCGCAAGGGAGCCUGCCCGAGCCGGGGGGCGCCCCUGGAGCUGCUGGGGGGGCCGGAGCUCGCCGACCUGGUGGCGUCGCUGCCCGGGUUCCUGCUGGCCGUGACCCGCGAGGGGAAGCUGGUCGGGGUCACCGACAACGUGGCGCAGCACCUGGGCCACUCCAUGGUGGACCUGGUGGCACAAGGGGACAGCAUCUACGACCUGCUGGACCCCGCCGAUCACCCCCUGGUGCGGCAGCAGCUGAGCCUGCCCGGGGCCCCCCAGGCAGAGCGCCUCUUCCGCUGCCGCUUCACCACGUCCCGCGCCUCUCGCCGGCCGAGCGCCGGCCGCAAGCUGGUGCUGCUGCGGGGGCGCUUCCAGGAGCCCCCCGGGCCCCCCGGGGCCGCCCCCGCGCUCUUCGUGGCUUUCUGCGCCCCCCUGGACCCCCCGCCCUGGCCCUGCCCCGACUGCCUCCUGCUGCCGGCCUUCCAGAGCCGCCACGCCCGCGACCUGGCCCUGCUGGACAUCUCCGACAGUGUCCUGGUGCACCUGGGCUACGGCCGGGCGGAGCUGCGGGGCCGCUCCUGGUACCGCCUGCUGCACCCCGAGGACCUCGGCCACGUCGCCCGCCAGCACCUGCGCCUCGCCAGCGCGGGGCCGGAGGCUCGCGGCGAGUUGGUGACGCGGCUGCAGCGCAAGGACGGCCUGGGCUGGACGUGGGUCUACGCCCGCCUGCGGCCAGAGGGGCCGGCCCUGCUCGCCCACAACUUCGUCAUCAGUGAGGCCGAGGCCUGGUGCCUGCGGCAGCAGCUGGCGGCCGAAGCCCCCCCGGGACCCCCGGAGCCGUUCGGGCCCGGCCUCGACUUCCCCGGCGCCGCCGUCGGAGCCGGAGGCGACCUCGGCCCCGGCAUCGAGCUCGGCGUGGGGCCCGGCCUGGGCGACGGCGCCGGACACGGCCUCAGCCUCGCGGUCAGCGCCGGCUGCGGCCUCGGAGCCGACGUCGGACACGGCCUGGGAGGCAACGCCGCGGCCACCGCUGACCCCGGCCUGGGGGCCACCAUCGGACACGGCCUGGAAGCCGCCCUGGGCAGCGGCGUGGAGCCCGGCCUUGGGGCCACCAUCGGACACUGCCUCGGACACGGCGCCGCGGCCACCGCUGACCACGGCCUGGGAGCCACCAUCGGACACGGCCUCAGACACGGCGCCGCGGCCACCGCUGACCACGGCCUGGGGACUGGCAUUGGACACGGCCUGGGAGCCAACACUGCGGCCACCAUUGACCCUGGACUCGGGGCCACCAUCGGACAUGGACUGGGAGCCAACACCGCGGCCACCGCUGACCCCGGUCUGGGGGCCACCAUCGGACACGGCCUCGGACACGGCGCCGCGGCCACCGCUGACCGCAGCCUCGGGGCUGGCGUCGCCCCCAACGUCGGCCACGCUCUCGGAGACGCCGUCGGCCACGGCCUGGGCUCGGACGCCGGCGUCGGCCUCGCCGUGGGAAGCGGCAUCAGAGUGGACGUUGGCCUGGGCCUGGCGGCCGGAGCCGACGUGGGCCCCGCGCUCGGGACUGACCUCGGCCAGGACAUCGGAGCGGGCGGCGCGGCCGAAGUGACCGCCGGCAUCGGGCCGGGGGUGGCCCUCGGCAUCGGGCCCGGCCUGGCCGGCGGCGCCAUCCGGGCCGGCGUCGGGCUGGGCAUCGGCACCGCCGCGCUGCCCCCGGACAUCGGAGUGACCGUCGGGGCCGGAGUGACCGCCGGCCUCGGCCUGGGCCCCGGCGUGGGAGCCGGAGCCGGGGUUGGACUCGGCCUCGGAGCCGCCCUCGGAGCCAACGUGGGCUCGACUCUCCCGUCCGGCACCGGCCCCGGCCUCGGACACAACGUCGGACUCGCCGUGGGCUCCGGGGUUGGACUGGCGGUCGGAGCCGCCCUCGGGCCCGAGAUGGACAUUGGCCUGGGAGUCGGCGCCGCUCUCGCUCCGGACGUCGGCCCCGCCGCCGGACUCGGCCUGGCCUCCGGCCCCGGCUCGGACAUCGGUGUCGGCCUGGCGGCCGGAGCGGCCGGAGCGGCCGGAGGCCCCGGCCUGGGAUCCGCGCUGGGCUUCGCCGUGGGGGCCGCGCUCGGGGCCGGCGCCUGCCCCGGCCUGGGGCCGGACAUCGGCCCCGACCCCGACCUCGGGCUCGGGCUCGGCCCCUCCGCCCCGCUGGGCCCCCCGCUCGGGCUGGUGCGCCUGGCGCCGGGGCUGGGGGUCCCCGAGACCCCCGGGACGGGCACCGAGACCUGGACGCCGCCCUACACCCCCCGGCAGGCGCCCCCCUUCGCCUUCGGGCCCCCCGAGCCCCCCGAGCCCGCGGCCGAGAAGCUCCCGCCCAGCCCCGAGAGCCCGGGGGGGGUCUCGGGGGGUCCCCCCGGGGCUCUGCUGACCCCCGAGACGUCUCCGCCGCCCCCCGCCGCCCCCGCCGGACCCGCCCUGCGCCGGCUGCUGCAGGGCCUGGCUGCCAUCGCCACCCGCGGCGGCCCCCGGCGCCCCUCGGGGGGGACCCCCGGACCACGGCCGGUCCCCCCGCCCCGGUCGCCCCGCGACCCCUUCGCUGAGUUGUAUCAACUCCCCCAGAGCCGCCUCCAGGACGCCUUCCGCAAAGGUGGGGGGCUCGGGGGGCUCGGGGGGUGA
This is a messenger RNA of Pseudopodoces humilis (Tibetan ground-tit), 2799 nucleotides long. The record is from RefSeq and is a predicted model, not a curated record. NCBI's taxonomy places the organism in Eukaryota, Metazoa, Chordata, Aves, Passeriformes, Paridae.